AUGAAGACUAAAGGUGACCGAGAAGUGACAGUAAUUCCCAUCGAAAUCACACACGACUUGAAUGGCCCCAAACGGGUCUACAAUCUGUAUAUUGAGAGCAACGAGAGGGUGACCGUCAAGUUCUACAAGAGUCUCACAUCCGAUGGUCUUAAGAAACAGUGUUUCGAGGAAUUGGGAUGUUUUUCGACCACAGAUUUCAUCGAAGAAAUAAGAGAUUUGUUGACUUCGAAGAAGAAUUUAGUGGACACUGUAAAGGCGGCGCUCACUUUGAAACAGAUCCUAUCCAUAUGUCCUAUGAAUCCGAUUCACAUGAAUGUCUCGUUUAUCUUAUUCACCAAACAAUCCAACGAAUCACAAGAAUUCCCUUAUAAUGCGGAUACGGAAACGCUUAAAAUGAGCAAGUUCACUCCUGAUAAACGCACAGUUUUUAUAACACAUGGAUAUACUGAUUACUACGAGGAGUGUCCAUCAAGUGGGGAAUGUGCCUGGAUGGCUAAAAUCAAGAAUUAUUUCUUAGAAUACGAUUACAAUGUGUUUGCAGUCGACUGGAGAAGACCCGCAAAUUCAAUCAAUUAUUUCAACUCUGCAUUCAAUACGCAAAUCGUGGGGGCAAUGGUCGCCUAUUUUAUAAAAACACUGAUCAAUACAUUUUCCGUGAAGACAGAGGAUAUCCAACUUAUGGGCCACAGCUUAGGCGCACACGUAUCGGGAUUUGCGGGCAAACGAUUCAAUGAAACAAAGAUCGGACUCAUCACGGGAUUAGAUCCAGCGGGACCUGGGUUCAAUUAUGUGCGACUGGCCCCUAGUGAUGCCAAUCUGGUCACGGCUGUCCAUACCAGUGCCGGAAUAACUAAAGAGAGAGACAAUCCGUUAGAAUCGGUGCAGUUGUUUGGAUUCCUGGGAAACACAGACCCAUUGGCACACUUCGACUUCUGGCCAAAUUCGGGCAAUGGACAGCCCGGGUGUGAAAAAAUAUCUCAAGAAUUUCUCAAUGAAAUACUGUCAAAAGGAGGGGGCGCACUGAAAGAGAGGGCCAGUUGUGACCACUCGAGAGCUCACGAGUUACCGACUGCUGAACAGGCGCUCCGACAGCCAGACUCGUGUCAAAUGAUUGGCUACCAGUGCGACAGUUAUCUCGAAUUUAAAGCUGGAGAAUGUUUGAGUGAACACUGUUUCGAUGAGCUAGGUUGUUUUGAGAGCGGUGACUUUGUGAUUGAACAGAAAAAAUACUUCCCACUCCUCGAGAAAGCAGUUAAUGACAUGAAAGACGACGAGUCUAAGCUGUGGAACAACCAGAUGAUGAUAUGUCCGGCCAAUCCCGAGCACUCAGACGUCCAGUUUAUGCUAUUCACGCCCGACUCCAACCAAAGCGUUACAUUCACAUAUAAACCUGACCCAAAAGUGCUUAAUUCUACGAGCUUUUCGCCAGACAGAAAGACCCUGUUCAUUGUGCACGGAUACGUGGACGGCUAUAAGGGGUGCGAUGAUUACGGGAACUGUCAUUGGAUGGAAAAAAUCAAAAACUAUUUCAUCGCUUAUGACUACAACGUGGUAGCCGUGGACUGGCAUAAGCCGGCCGCUUCACUCAACUACUUUUACUCAGCCUUCAACGCCCGUAUCAUAGGAGCGAUGAUCGCCAAUUUCAUCAGAAGACUGGUCCAAGUGUUUGGUUAUAAACCCAGUGAUAUUGAACUCAUGGGACACAGUCUUGGCGGACAGAUAAUGGGCUUUGUGGGCAAACACUUCAACGAAACAAAUAACACAAUAGGGUUCAUAUCUGGCUUAGACCCGGCCGGCCCUGGUUUCGACACUUAUAGCCUCGAGCACACCGACGCCGACCUCGUCAUAGCUGUCCAUACGAGCGCCGGCCUCUUAAAAGCUGUGGAUAUGUCUGAUUUAUCAAGUUUCAAUCCAUUGGAAGUCAUACAACUACAAGGGUAUACGGGAACUGUCAGGAAUGUUGGUGAUUUUGAUUUGUGGGUUAAUGGAGGCAAUGGACAACCAGGUUGUGAGACGACGUCCAUAAGUUUCCUUAAGCAAGCCUUUGCUGCAGGUCCUGGCGGCCUUUCCGACAAUAUGGCCUGUUCCCAUAUGAGAGCCACUGAACUGCCAUCAGCUGAAAGAGUGUUGAGAGAGCACCGGGAUGAGAAGGACACGUGCCAGUGGGUGGCCUAUGAGUGCAGUAAUUACAUAGACUUCCUCCAUGGUCAGUGCUAUGACUGCGGCCAAGACGGUAAAAAAUGUAAACUACUUGAAUAUAUGCCGGGCUAUUGGCUACAACCCAAAAAUUUAGUGGAUAUCAAGAAAGGCUUUCCACAGAAUCUGUAUCUACAGACCCAGGCCACGCCUCCCUAUUGUCUCUAUCACUACAUGAUUGUGCUACAUACGUCCGAGGUGAAAUAUGUGGGCAGAAUUAAAUUCACACUCAAUGGCAGAAAGAAAGUGGAGUUCGAGAAACCCUUUGAACUCAAAUCCAAAGACCCAAAUACAUACAACUUCUUGUAUACGGAUAGCCACCAUUUGGGACAAAUCACUGAAAUGACUAUCGAGUACCAUAAGACUAUUGUGGGCUCUUUGGUUAAGUACUUGCAGAUUCUUAGGCCCAUGACUUUCAUUCAAAGCAUGUCUGCCAACGACAUCACUAUAUCGGCCAUUGAUGUCAUCUUCAUGAGCCAUAUCGACAAAAGUGUUCGCGACAGUUAUUCAUCACAACUGAUCCCAAACACAAAAGACAUAUCGGGAAAAGGAUUCAAUUUUAUAAUUAAUAAGGAUGAGUAAACAUAAUUUUAAUAUAAAGUUUACAACAAAUACUAUGAAAUAUUAUCAAAUAAAAUUCAUACAAGAAUAAAAUCUUUAAUAAACUCGGUAAGUUUUACACAAAAAUAAAUUCAAAAA
Oppiella nova is the source of this 2895-nucleotide messenger RNA. NCBI's taxonomy places the organism in Eukaryota, Metazoa, Arthropoda, Arachnida, Sarcoptiformes, Oppiidae. The record is from the annotation of a GenBank genome assembly.